AUGGCAUUCUUCUUGGUCGUGGAAAAACCCUAACAUUGCUCGGUGACGCUCUUUCUUCUUCUUCUUCUUCGCCCUCUCUGCAAAUGCCAUUUCUCCAGCUUUGAUGCUCCAUCCAUGGCGUCCAAAAUGGCGAUUCUCUCUCGAACUGGUACUCUAAUCAGAACCUCAAACCUCAACAAUGUCUGCUUCUUCAAGCCCAUCACCACCUUCGCAUUUCUCUCUCAAGAACCUCAGCUCGCUAAUGAACCACCAGACCUCCCUUCAACUCCACUUCCUCCGAAUCCCGCCUCUGGUAGCCCUCUUUACAAUGAGAACUGGCGUAAUCCAAUCCCCAACUCUUCUCUGACUCCGUCCUUGAUCCCCCUCGGCUUCCUCAACCAAUCCCCCAGCUCUCGCAUUCAAGCAUUGUCUCAAACGCUCGAUGUUCAGAGCUUGUUGAACGUUUUUGCCGACUGGAUGGCUUCCCAGCGCUGGGAAGAUAUGAAGCAGCUGUUUGAGUUUUGGAUUCGGUCGCUGGAUAAGAAUGGCAAACCUAAUAAGCCGGAUGUUAGCUUGUAUAACAAUUAUUUGAGGGCUAACUUGAUGGUUAACGCCACGGCUGGGGAGCUUCUGGAUCUAGUGGCUCAAAUGGAGGACUAUGCGAUCUCACCCAACACUGCAUCCUUCAAUUUAGUAUUGAAAGCGAUGUACCGGGCUAGGGAGACUGAAGCUGCUGAAAAAUUGAUAGAACGUAUGUUGCAGUCAGGAGAAGAUUCAAUGCCUGAUGAUGAAUCAUAUGAUUUAGUAAUUGGGAUGCUGUUGGCAAUGGAUCAGAUUGAUGCUGCCUUGAAAUAUAUAGAUUUGACUUUAAAAUCAGGUUAUAUGUUGUCAUUAAAAGUGUUCACUGAAUGCGUGCGGAGCUGUAUUAAUAAAGGCAGGCUGGACACGCUGGUGUCCGUAAUUGAUAGGUGCAAGACAACUACUCAGAACAAAGCUCUUUGCCCGACAUGGAACUUGUGUAACUAUAUUGCUGAAGUAGCAAUGCAAGAGGAUAAUAGUAAACUAGCUUAUUAUGCUCUAGAAUUUAUGGCCAGAUGGAUUGCUCGGGGUGAAAAUGCAAGGCCUCCAGUUCAUCUUUCAGUGGAUGAAGGAAUGGUUGUAUCGGCACUUGGAACUGCAGGUAGAACCUACAGCUCUUCUCUUUUAGAUGCAGCUUGGGCAAUUCUAAAGCGCUCAUUGCGACAAAAGAAGGUUCCAAAUCCUGAAUCUUACCUUGGAAAGAUUUAUGCUCUUGCAUCAUUUGGGAAUCUGCAGAGAGCCUUUACUACUCUACACGAGUUUGAAGAGGCUUAUAGGAAUUCUGAUGAUGGAGCUGGCGAAGAAAUGUUCUCUCCAUUCACCUCUUUAUAUCCAUUAGUUAUGGCAUGCUCUAAGAAGGGGUUUGAGACCCUGGACACGGUUUAUUUUCAGCUGGAAAACUUAAGCCGUGCAGAUCCACCUUACAAGUCCGUUGCUGCAUUGAAUUGUGUAAUUUUAGGAUGUGCGAAUAUAUGGGACCUUGAUCGUGCUUACCAAACAUUUGAGGCAAUUAGUUCCAGUUUUGGUUUGACCCCUGAUAUCCAUUCAUACAACGCUCUGAUGUAUGCUUUUGGAAGGCUAAAGAAGACAUUUGAAGCUUCAAGAGUGUUUGAACACUUAGUAAGUUUGGGCGUCAAACCAAAUGCAACAUCUUAUUCAUUGCUUGUUGAUGCUCAUCUCAUCAAUCGAGAUCCCAAAUCUGCUCUCUCUGCCAUAGAUGAUAUGGUAAUUGCUGGAUUUUCACCUUCAAAAGAAAUGCUGAAAAAGGUCAGAAGGCGAUGCAUACGAGAAUUGGAUUACGAUACUAAUGAUCGGGUGGAUUACCUGGCCAAAAAUUUCAAAAUUCGAAUGGGAACAGAGAAUCGUAAGGAUAUGCUGUUCAAUCUGGACUAUGGCACCAAUUAUGUUGCAUAGGCAUACAUUCCUCUUUGGACAAAUGCCCAAGCCUGCCAAAGUUCGUCUCUUCAAAAAGAAAUGUUAUCCUAUAUUUGUAAAUUAUUAGAGCCUACGAAUUUCAAUCUUGGCGGGAUGAAUGUUAGGGUCAUGCCUUUUUUUUGAAUUUUAGAUUCAAAUAUAUUUGUUUGACUGUCUUCCAAGAAAAUUAGAGAAGCAAAACUUAGUUCAGUGAUUUUGAUUCUGGUGAAUAAUAUGGCCAACUGGAGUUGAUGUCUAUGUCUCGUCAACGGUUUUCGACCUUUCAAUGUCUAUGUGUAGUGCUCAGUUCUCUGAA
Momordica charantia (bitter melon) is the source of this 2287-nucleotide messenger RNA. Its product is annotated as Tetratricopeptide repeat (TPR)-like superfamily protein. Lineage: Eukaryota; Viridiplantae; Streptophyta; Magnoliopsida; Cucurbitales; Cucurbitaceae. Gene Ontology annotation, molecular function: protein binding. The record is from RefSeq and is a predicted model, not a curated record.